Messenger RNA from Trifolium pratense (red clover), 1822 nucleotides. RefSeq names its product protein kinase PINOID-like. Bases 264 to 1595 code for a protein of 443 amino acids. Gene Ontology annotation, molecular function: protein serine/threonine kinase activity; ATP binding. Gene Ontology annotation, biological process: protein phosphorylation. The record is from RefSeq and is a predicted model, not a curated record. Lineage: Eukaryota; Viridiplantae; Streptophyta; Magnoliopsida; Fabales; Fabaceae. Gene Ontology annotation, cellular component: nucleus; plasma membrane; cytoplasm. The transcript is spliced from 2 exons.
AUUUCUGGCCCAACCUGUUCCACUCUUAUUACUACUCUGAAAAACCUCAGUACAUUUUAAAAUACCAAAAAUUUAUUAUCAUUUAUACAUUUUCUGCUCCCAAAACCAUAACCAAGUUCCAAUCUCUUUUCUCAAACAGAAACCCUGCACUUUCUAUUCAAGUUUCAAUGUUCAAACCCUCUGUUGCGUAUCUACAGUGAAACCCAAAUUAUUCAUUCUUUUUCUUCUUGCUCUGUUUUUUGUUUUUCUUUCUCUGUUGUACCAUGUUAGAAACUGGUGCACGUGAUUCUGAGUUAAGUUCAAUGAGCAGUGAAAGCAUUUGCAGCACUAGUUUCAGUCGUCUUUCAUUCGACCUACUUCCACCUUCUCCAGAAAGUCUCUCCAUCAAGCCUCACCGUUCUUCCGAUUUCGCCUACUCUGCAAUCCGUUCCGCCGCAUUUCGCCGCAAAUCCGCUCUAACUUUCCGUGACUUCCAUCUCCUCCGCCGUAUCGGUGCUGGAGACAUCGGAACAGUUUACCUCUGCCGUCUCAGAAACGAAAAAGAAGAAGACACGUGUUGCUUGUAUGCGAUGAAGGUUGUUGAUAAAGACGCUGUUGCGUUGAAGAAGAAAUCACAGAGAGCUGAAAUGGAGAGAAAAAUUCUGAAAAUGCUUGAUCAUCCUUUUCUCCCUACACUCUACGCUGAAUUUGAAGCUUCUCAUUUUUCUUGCAUUGUUAUGGAGUUUUGUUCCGGUGGUGACUUGCAUUCCCUCCGCCACAAACACCCUCAUAACCGUCUUCCUCUUCCUUCCGCCAGAUUUUAUGCGGCUGAGGUAUUGGUGGCUAUGGAGUAUCUUCACAUGUUAGGAAUCAUUUACAGAGAUCUAAAGCCUGAGAAUGUUUUAGUUAGAUCCGACGGUCAUAUCAUGCUAUCAGAUUUCGAUCUUUCACUUUGCUCUGAUGCAAUCCCAGCCGUUGAAUCAUCAGACAUUUUAAAAGAUCCCGUGUUUCCAUCAACAUUACCCUACACUCGCUCGCGUUCUUUGCCUACUCCAUUCACUUGCUUUUCAAACCGGUUAUUUAAGUCACGUAAGGUUCAAACCGUUCAACCGAACCGGCUUUUUGUUGCUGAACCGGUUUCUGCUCGGUCUUGUUCUUUUGUUGGAACACAUGAAUAUGUCUCGCCGGAAGUUGCUGCCGGAAACUCUCACGGCAACGCCGUAGACUGGUGGUCGUUUGGGAUAUUCAUCUAUGAGCUUAUAUAUGGGUAUACUCCGUUUGCGGCUCCAUCGAAUAAAGCUACACUGCGCAACAUCUUAAAAAAACCAUUAACCUUUCCUACAGCCACGUCCUCAAGCACGCUUGAAUUUCACGCGCGUGAGUUAAUAUCCGGGUUGCUUAACAAAGAUCCAGCUCAACGGCUCGGGUCAAAGCGCGGCGCGGCUGACGUAAAGAAGCAUCCGUUUUUCAAAGGGAUUAAUUUGGCGCUGAUUCGUAUGUUUACGCCGCCUGAAGUUCCUGGCUCAAGAAGGACCAAAACGACACCGUUGUACAGUGGGAAGAGUAAUGGUAGUAGUAAACGGCAACAAACGGCGUCGUUUGAUAUUUUCUUUUGACAAAAAAAAAAAAAAGAAUUUGGUGCCACGUCUUUAGUGACGUAGUUUGUAUAUUGGAGUAUUGAAGCAUGUUGUGUUUUCAAUAUGAAAAAAAUAUACAUAAAUAUUUAGGUGAACAUUAUUUUGUCUUUGGAUGCAAUUUAAAAAGCUUUGUAGUGUAUUAUUAAUAUUAUUAUUGUGUAUGAAAUGGAGAAGGGAAAUUAUUGAAUUAAAUUGAAUGUACUGAA